ACGAGUUUGUCACUAGAAAUUAUCAUUAAAAAAAAUAGAUUUCGGCUUUAUUUCAUUGAGUAUAACGGCAAUUGAAUUUAUUUGGAAUAAUUUCAAUGAAUUUUCUGGAUUAUUUGGUUAUUUCCGAUUGAUUCAAUGUAUAAUCAAUCGAUUGAUUUUAUUUAUUGGUCUUUAUGUUUUUGCUCAUGUUACUAUAUUGAUGGCUACUAUUGGUAUUGCUUAUCUAUUGACUGUUUAUAUAUAUAGUUGGCAAACCGAUCAAUUGCUUCAUUGUGACAAUCAUCAUCAGCAUCGUCAUCAUAAUCGAAAUAAUAAAUCAUCAAUAAAUCUACGGUGUAUGUUGAAACAAUUUCAGGUGCGUCAUACAAAAAAUUUAGAACGAAUUCAAACGGGCAAUAUUUAUUCGCGUGCAUUACUUAUAUUUUUAUUGCCCAAUAUUCCAUUCAAUUGUUAUCUAUUGGUAUUUGUGAUUUUUACGCAAACUACAUGGAUAAUUCGAUUUAUAUCCUGCUCAGUUAUAAUUGAAGAAUUUGCCGGUAUAUUCGGCAUACAUCUAUUGUUUGCAUUAGCAAACCGACAAUUUCAAAAAUCAAGCAUCACAUUCAUGCAUAUAUUGGCUAAAAAACAUCAACAUAUUAAUCGUCACAUUUAUAUUGCUAAUCGUUUGAAAAUAAUUAAUUAUGGACAAAAUUUUCAUGCAAAAAAUAAAUAUGGUUUCACAUAUGGAAAACUUGAAUUAAUCACAAUGAAUGAAUGUGUCAAGUAUCUUCUACUCUAUUCACAAUUGUUAAUGUUCAUCUAUGUUCAUAUUGUUUUUCGACGAUAUCAUUAGAAUCGACACAGCGCAACAGCAGCAGCAACCCACACAGAUCGAUUUCGAUGAAAUUCCAUCAUCAAUGUUGCCAUCAGAAUAUAAUGUUGGCUAAAAAUUAUUGAAAACCAUCAUUAUCUAUUUUAUUUCCAAUAAUUCCAUAAUGAUUCCAAUAUACAUUGAACGCUGAAUGGAAUUUUUUUUUGUCUGUUCA
This is a messenger RNA of Dermatophagoides farinae (American house dust mite), 1025 nucleotides long. RefSeq lists its product as uncharacterized. The record is from RefSeq and is a predicted model, not a curated record. Lineage: Eukaryota; Metazoa; Arthropoda; Arachnida; Sarcoptiformes; Pyroglyphidae.